Corythoichthys intestinalis (scribbled pipefish) is the source of this 4070-nucleotide messenger RNA. Its product is annotated as zinc finger protein 260-like. The record is from RefSeq and is a predicted model, not a curated record. The coding region runs from base 104 to 1825 and encodes 573 amino acids. NCBI's taxonomy places the organism in Eukaryota, Metazoa, Chordata, Actinopteri, Syngnathiformes, Syngnathidae. The transcript has 4 exons.
CAUGACUCAACAUCUGUAUACCCAUCCGGUACAUCAGUAACUUCUUUCGUCGACUCUUCUUCCAACCAAACGAGCUCCUUCAAAGCAAUUUCAUUGGUACACCAUGGGGAAAAAGUGUUGGGUUUUGGGCUGCAAGACAGGCUACGAUAGCAACAAGGCAUUCCAGCUGGAGCGGGCCGCGAAUGGGACCCCGAUCACCAUCCACAAGUUCCCCAGGGACGACGAGCUGAGGGCGAGGUGGCUCAAAAACAUUAACAGGGACGAGGAGGACGACCCAAGUGCCGAGAGGUACUGCUGUUCCUUGCACUUCAAAGACAGUGACUUUAAAUCGACACCCACAGUGCACGAAGGGGCGCAGAGGAGGAGGAAGCGGCUUGUCGAGGACGCUGUACCGACCGUAUUUAAUCGCUGCGUGGCCUACCCGCCCUGCAUGCAGGAGGCACCUCAUCCCCCCAUGCUGUCCACGUCUAUGUCCUCGUCAACAGCCAGGAGCUCGGCGCAUGUGGCAGAGGCGGCGAGUUUUGAGCAUGAGUUCAUGGACAGCGACUUGUUCACCUCCCUCGAGGAUCUAAAGGAGAAAAUCAAGGCGGAGAUACCUAGAAACUACAGAAUCUCCCUGGACAAGCACGCUAGCGAGCAGAACUGGCAGUUUCUCACCCUACUCACGUACGAGCCGGUGCUGGGAGCGCUGCCCGCCAUGGCCACAAUGCUAAGGAUUGGAGAGAACGGGAGCUUCCUCAUGACCAAAGGCGGUGUCAAGAUCGCCAACAGCAAGCUCCGCCACAUCUUGCACGGCCACUGGGAUGUCUUCACAAGGGUGAGCCAGGUCACUAUCGCCCUGGCCUUCCUGAACAAUUACAGCGUCGAGGAAACAGACAAGUGUCCCGCAGACAUCACUGUUGAAGAUUUUCACCCUGAGAAGCACGAUCCCCUCCACAUUAAACAGGAGGAGGAGUCGGAGAUGCCAUACAUCAAACAGGAGGCGGAGCUAGAGACCGCCAGCAUUAAAGCAGAAGAACAGGAAGAUGAAAUCACCAAAUUUCCAAUGAGUGUCAGAGUGAAGAGUGAAGAAAAUGAAGGUCCAAGUGAAGAGAGCGGAGCAGCAAAACCUUUGUGUGACAGCUCAUUUCAGCACCUGUCAACAAAAGAAGAGAGACUAUCGCAACCGGAUGGCCUGUUAGGUCCACUCUCUGACAGCGACGACGUAACGUCACACUCUUCUGACUUUAACACUGAUGAGGAGGAUACUGACUUUGACCAAAAUGCUUCAAAAUUCUUAAACGAAUCAUCAUUUAAAAGAGACACAAAAGAAUGCGCAGGUGGAAAACCGUUAUCCUGCUCACAUUGCGAUAAAAGAUUUCGUUGUAAGCAUAACUUAAAAAGACACAUGCGGACACACACUAGUGAGAAGACUUUUGCCUGCUCACUUUGCGAUAAAACAUUUUCUGAGAGGAUUCAGUUGGGAAGACACACGCAAACACACGCUGGAGAAAAGCCUUUUCUCUGCUCAAUUUGUGGCAAAACUUUUACUCAGAAGAGAAAUUUAGAUAUACACGCAAAAUUGCACACUGCAGAGAAAUCGUUGGCCUGCCCAUUUUGUGAUAAAAGAUUUCAUCUUAAGGAUAAGUUGACAAGACACAUACGUAUACACACUGGAGAGAGGCCUUUUGUCUGCACAUGUUGUGGGAAAGGAUUCACUGAGAGGGGAAAUUUAAACAAACACACAAAAAGCCACACUAGAGAAAAGCCUUUUGUCUGCACAAAUUGUGGUAAAAGAUUCACUCGAAAGAUUGAGCUAGAAAAACACAUGCUGGGUUACCCCUAGGAUUUUUUUUAAAGCUGUGGUGGUGCUGUGCUACAUCGGAGUCGGACAGUCACAACAUGUCAUGCCGCGGCGAAAUUGCUUCAUAUGACAAAUGGAAAAAGAAAAUUCUCAUUUUUUCCCCCAAGAAGAACACUGACAAAUAUCUUUUCGAAAUAUUUCAUUCGCCAGGCUAAUGUCAUAGCUCUCGGCUACGGUAUAUGUACUUAAAAUGCGUAGCUGAUUACAGCUACUUACAUCUCAUAGUCCCCCCCACCCCCUUUUCUUUACUUGGCCAUAAUACCGUAUUGGCCUGAAUAUAAGACGGCCCUGAUUAUGAGACGACCCCCUCUUUUUCAAGACUCAAGUUUGAAAAAGACUUUUGGAACACCAAAUUAAUUUUUAUACAGAAAAUAAUUACAGUACAUCCGAAACAAAUGAUUAUAACAAUAUAUUUGGGAGAAAAAGCAUGUUAUUUUGCCUCAUUCAAAUCUUAAUAUCUGAACAUUUAAAUAUGUUUGUUUGUUUAUUUAUUUAUUUUCCGUUCAGGCAUGACAAAUCCAAAACAUACAGCAUUUAUAUGUGUUUACAAUUAAUUCAACCCGAAAAGAAAAGGGCUGACGGGAGAAGCCGACGCUUAUUGAAACCUGUCCCAUAUACCAUAUGGGACACAGAAAAUAUCGAAUAUCAAUUUUUGACAUUCAGAUUUCGUAAUGAUUACAAGUUUGUUUUUGUUUUUUUCAUAAUAACCAUCCCCUCCGAUUGUUCAUUUUCCCAAUACUCCAUUGUCGAUCGUGGCAAUGUGCUCGUUAUGUUGAUUAGAUCCAGUAGAUUCGUUCAUAAUUCAGUAAUCAGUUUAUUCAGUUGAUUCGAUCCAGGAAAAUGCGUCCUUCGAGUGUCUGAGUAACUAUGUAAACUAAAGUGCAAUCACAUUCGUAAAUGAAUGGCUUCUGGUUUUUGAAAUGUAAAUAAACCAAUCUAUUGUGAUAAAACAACAAAAUUGCAAUAACUGCAUUAACCAUCAAAGUGAAGUCUAACUGUAGUCUUGAAACAAAUCUGAAUAAGGAAAAAACAUUGCAAUAAAAUAAUGCAAACUGGUUAAACUAAAAAGAGUAGCUGGUAUCUGUCAUGACAGAACAUCGCUUCAAUGAUAUAUGGCGCCAUCUAGAGUCGUGAAUGGGUAUAAUGUCUAGACCGCAAAUAUAAGACGACCCCCUCUUUUUCAGUGUUAUUUCAAUGCAAAAAACACCGCCUUAUAUUCGGGCCAAUACGGUACGUACUACAUUACUACAACAACAAUAGUCCGUCUGUUUACUGACCCUCGUCCAUAGACAACGUAAAUUCUGUCUUAAUACUUCAAAAUACUCAUCUGAAAUUACGACCAGUGAUAUCAGCAACGAACAAAUGGUAUGCUAAAACGCAAAGAUUCAGGUCAAAUACGCCAUAAAGAACUUAAACGUUAGGUCAAUGUCAAUAUUAAAGUCGUUUUCACUGGCCUAAAUCAGAAUUACAUUCUUUAACUUGAAAGAAUUUCCUGUGGAUUCUUGUCACAAUUUCCAACUCUGCACAAACGUGGUAGGCACAAGCUUGCAGCAGAAGAACCAAUGUGAUUUUCAAAAUAGAGCAUGUAAAGGAACAAUUUUCAUUUGACGUGCUAUUUCAGACGAUUUCUGGAAAAUAGUGCGUAAAUAGUGAACUACAGUCAUUUAGACGUUUGACUGCUGUAGAUCUACAUUUGCAUUUAUUCACACAAAUCCAUAUCUGUUCAUUUCACAUGGUUGUACAUGAUAUUUUCAAAGCUAUUUGUUUUAUCUGCAUACAAGGAGUUUUUUUGCCAUUGUCAUGUCUAGCUAUGGGCGGUACGAGCCUGGCUUGGUUUUUUUUCCACAGUUCGUGGAAGACCGCAGAUAUAAAUGGUAUGCACGCUGAGAUUAGGGCCACAUUUGUGUCUUUCCUCACUAAAUGUAAACCCAGUACUUUCUUUUUGUUCCUGAAUUGUGUCUCGUCAUCUCCUGUUCGUUAACAGAAUUAAAGAACCUGUAAAAUGGAAAAAUCAACUUUCUUUUUCUUCACACUCCAUCAGAAAUUGCAAGUUUACGAUUCUGCGUAUGGGUGUAAUGUUACAAACGGCUGCGAAUGCAGCGAUUCUGAAGUAAACGCCAAAAACUUUGUUAAGAAAAGAAAAAGCACUUGCGUUCAGAAUUGGGUAGUAACGCGUUAUAUUUAUUCCGUUACAUUUACUUGAGUAACUUUUUAAGAAAAUUGUACU